CGUAGCACGGCAACGCUACGACGUCCAGCGAGACGUCGGUGGGCACGAACACAGCGACAGCGGGGGCGGGGCCGAGUAGAGCGCCGCCGCCCGCUGCCAAGUUCCGCCACGGGCUGCUGCAGCUCAUGAUACACACCAUCGACCCGAUGCACGACGGUGAGUUAGGGAAAGUAGACGAGAAGGCGACGCAGUUACACGCGAUCGCCUCUCUGAAGGUGCUGCUGGAGGCCACGCGGCCUACGGCGGGAGGGGCUGGUGCGGCUGCUGCGCGGCACUCCGCGGCCGCCACGCAGGCCAAGGAGACCCCGCUAGACCUGCCCAAUGGAGGCCUAGCGGACGUCCAGUUAGAUGCUAUAGAAGAGAUAGGAGACUUGGAAGAGGACACGACUCCCCUGGACAUGUCGUGGCCAUCCGGGUUCCGUAAGCGGCUGACGUACCUGUUGGUCGCGCCAAUUGUCUUCCCACUAUGGAUCACCCUCCCGGACACGCGGACUCCGAGAGGGAAGAAUCUGUUCCCUAUAACAUUUAUAGGGUCAAUCGUUUGGAUAGCGUUUUUCUCGUACCUGAUGGUUUGGUGGGCGAACGUGGCCGGUGCCACGGCGCAUGUGCCACCUGAGGUCAUGGGGCUCACGCUGCUCGCCGCGGGCACCUCCGUGCCGGACCUCAUCACGUCUGUGAUAGUAGCCAGGAAGGGCUUCGGGGACAUGGCCGUCUCCAGCUCCGUUGGCAGCAACAUUUUCGAUGUGACCGUUGGGUUACCUCUCCCUUGGCUGCUGUACGGCCUGAUCAACGGGGAGCCAGUCCAAGUGAACUCCCAAGGAAUGGUGUGCAGUAUAGUGCUACUGUUUGCUAUGCUUCUCUUCGUCAUCCUCAGCAUCGCCUGUUUCCGGUGGAAAAUGAACAGAGGACUCGGUUUCACCAUGUUCAUGUUGUAUUUCGUUUUCGUCGCAGUCAGUUUAGGUCUCGAAUACGGAUACUUACACUGCCCUCACGAAUAGAUAGGUAAAUUUAGUGACGUUCAAAACAAUAUGCAAAUAAAUGGGGCACAAAAUAUUAAAUACCUCCAAAAGCGUAUACCAUCGCUGCGUAACUUCUUUUUUAAUUGUUAUGAUAGCAGCUCUUUCUGAUAGUCUGGAAAUAGCUACGAUAAGACAAAGUAAAUGUAGCAGUGAAGACUUCGUCUUAUUGUCGUCACCAAAGACGAUGUUCAGAUUAACUAUGUUAAAAAAAACAGCCGCGUUGCACAAAAUAAAUAAUUAGUUCUUCUUGGUUGUACUUAUAAUUGAAGACUACCUUUUGGGAAACUCCAUGAAGGCAGGUCUUCAAAUUUGUUAAAGAAUCUUUUUAAUAUAUUCUAUAUAAACUUAUAAAAUAUUAUAGUUUUAUUAGUUACAUAGUUGAUUUAGCACAAUGUUAUUAAUUGCUCAAAUGAAUCUAUUGAAUUCUGAUUGCUUCGCUAAUUAGUUGCUUAGGUGAUUUUUAUUACUAUGAGUAUGAUGAGUGCUUUAUUAGAAGCUAAAAUACAAGAUGAGCACUUAUUAAAGGUUAAAUUUAAUAGUGAUUUACUAAAACUGCUGUAAACCGCAACGAUCGAUUUGUGAAUUUGUUAACUUUUUGACAAUGACUUGCAUUAUUAGUGGAAAUUUGAAGAAAUACAAUACACCUGAUCCUAUCGCAGACUUCCUAAAAGUACUGAAUAACCUCUUCUGAUGAGGACUCCGUGUGGACAGAAUAAGUACGUGUGUUAUAAAAAAUUUAUCAAUGUUGAAAAGGGUAUGAGAAUUCUUGUACGAAAUCAUUUUUUAUAUCAACAAAUAUAAAUAUAUAUAUUAUACAUAGCCAUCAAUAGAGACUGUAGUUAAUUAUAUGAAUGUUAGUUGUUCGUUAAAAGCGCUUAUAGCGUUAUUGAAAUUUAGUGUUUUUUUUUUUAUUUGGGAUUACUUCUGAAAUACUAUCGCCUUCUAGAUUUUAUUCUAUAAAGUUGACCCUAAAUCAAGGGUAUUAUAAUUAACUUUACGACGAUAGUGUUUCAAAAGAGUCGCCGAUGUGUUAGUUCGUGUAUGUGUCAGUUGAAAUUAUGUACUUAUGUAAAUAUUACUUCCUUUGUUUGUAUAAAGAAAUAAAUUAUCUUGCGGAUUGUUGAUUGGUCGUGCGACCUUCAGUCCAAAGGCAGAAAAGUUCAUGAUUUGAUUGUAUCAUGAAAUGAAAUUGUUGGUGAUGUUGUGACAGCACUAAAUGCUAGAAUCAAAACUGAUGUAAAUACACGUGUAGAAGGCGUUAAGGACGCCCGAGCGGGGCAGAUGUCGUCACUAUUUGAAACAUCAUCAUUUCCAUAAAAUGUGCCUAAGAGCCCUCGUGGGCUCGUUAACAUUAUUAGCUUCUAUAUUUAGGUAUAUUGUAUCCACUACAUGUCGUUCGCCUUCAUAAUUGUCGAUACGGAUUGAGAAAAGUCCAAAAAUACCCUUUUUGUCCUCAUUUCCAGUUGUAGUGUCAGUAAUAACAUUGGCAAGAUGAACAGUAUCUGUAACCAUUUGUCUUCUAAUUAUUUCCCUGUGAUGAAAUAAACCUGGUCUUUCGUCAAGGGAAAAUUCAAAUAAUUUUGCAAAUAUGUAAAAGAUCGUAUUUACCCAGCCAAGUGACUGUUUUAUUAAAAUUUAUUAAGAAAAUUACCUAACUAACUUUAAAAAAUAAUAGUAAAUCUAAUUAUACAUCAGCACAAACGUAGAAGAACUCGAUAGCGUAAAAGAAAUUAAGCAACUUUUUAAUGGUCGGUCAUUGUCUAGUCACCAAAAACUUAGUAUCUAGAGCUCCUUCAAGCUUCGGAAGGCAUUUUUGCCGUUGGUCCUGACUGUAUCUGCAGUAGUUAGCACCCACCAAUACGCACUGGGCCUGCGUGGUCGAUCACGGUCUAGUAUCCCAAUUCCAUCCAUAGGGAUAGCCUGUGCCCCUGCACUGAAGACAUCAAUAGGUUGGUGAUUAUAGAUAGCAAUACCUAAGCUCAGUAAAUGAAAAUUUUCAGAACUGAUUAUGAUGAUGGCUGAUGUAACUUCAGUAAAAGUCAAAUAGGUACUAAUCCUAUUGAAUCCUUUUAUCAGUUGAUGUAACAUGAGUGAUCUUACUUCGUGUAUCAAAUGACUGGAUUUUAAAUCAGCUAUUGUAUACGCAGUAUAUUCACGUUGUAAAUUGAUCUCUAUCUAUUUUAUUUGCUUUCCAUUACUUGAAGAUUACAUCGGUGUAUUCGUUAAGGUUACUAGAACAAUUUUUAGUAUCAUCACGUUGAAAAAACUUAACAUAUAAAUAAUCCAUGUUUCUACUGAUAAUACAGCUGUUAUGAGCAAGGACUACAAAGGGAAAUAUUACGUACAUAUGUCCCGCUCUAAAAAUACGGUAGUAUACUUUACACUAUACAUAUACUUAAAAACUAUAUCUCGUAAUCCUAUUUCAACUUACUUAUUAUAAUUUCACCCGAUUACUUUCGACUUAAAGACGGGUAUGUUGUUAAUCAUUAGUCUGUCAUAAUUAUAGUCAAUUCUAAAAGAAGUUUAUCUCUCUCUUUCUAUUUAAUGUAAGUUUCUAUUCACUUUAAUCGAUUCCCAGAAAUACGGUUUAUAAACGCGUCUACUUGAAACUUAUCUUUACAUUUGAAGAUCAUAAAAACCGUCCAUGUGUUUUGUUUUAUUUGUUUCCGUUAAUUAAAAGCUUCGCAGGAUUUUUAUAACAUUAUGUUAAUAAACAGGAUUUAAUGAUUAAAAAUGUCAUUAUGUGAAAUAAAAUUAAUAAUUGUAAAUCCAAUUGUUGAUAGCCCACAAAUUUUAUAUUGAUAACCCGCCUAAUCGACAUAGCAAUAAAUAUUCUAGAAUAGAUAGUUAAAUAUUCGUAUUGUUAAGCUUUAACAAAAUUCUUACAAUUGUAUAACGCUCAAACGAUAAAAUACAAAAUAAUAUAUUAUGCCAUAUACGCGAACAACAGUGUGUACAAUAUUAAAAUAUAGAAUUUGAAACAUUUCAUAAACGCACAACGGGAUAAAUAUGUCAGUGAAAUAUACCGUAAAUAUCCCAGUAGGCAACAUUAUUUACCCUUACAUUUAUAUGUGAUAAAUAGCCAAGGAUUUAAAUCUUUAGGUAGUAGCUAUGAAUCACCUUCAUAUUGACAUCAAUGGUUAUAUAAAGAAGGUUUAACACUGGCUCUUAUUUUGCAAAUGUGUCAUGUGCCAUCAAAAACAAUGGUAAUUAUUAUCACUUCUUGAAGAUCGUAUCUAAAGAUUUAAAACUUUGUAAAUUGUUAAAAAUGCAAGUUUUGAAAAUAGAUCAAACCCUGGCAAUGGUUAGCAAUAGAAUUAUGUGUGAUGUUCAACUAUUUAUUUGAACCCAUUAGAAUCCUCUGAUUAGUCACAGAACAUAAAUAGAAAAUUUAAUAUACUUAUUAUAACGGCUGCACAAGCAAGCUACUAUUUACAAAACGAUGGUUUCGAAAAUAAAUAACUACAUAUCGCUAGUUGCUGAACAGUCUGGUAGAUCAUAAUCUGUGAUAAGGGCAUGCUUAUGACGUAAUCAUAAAAUUGUUUAUAGAAGUCAUCUGUCUACAAGUCACAUAGUAUCUGUAUAUUGUAUGAUAAGCUUGGAUUUGAUUAUAGCCUUCUGUAGUUCGCAUAGCGGUGCCACUUUAGAUCAAACAGUUACAUCUUCGACAUUUCUAUAUAUUCAUGUUUUCCUUCCAGAUGUCUUUGUAUUUGUAAAUCUCAGGCUGUGCGAUCUUUAAGUGGCCACUCUUUAAAAGUAAGGAUCGAAAGAUAUUUGCUCCUAUUCAUGUUGUUUUUUCGAAAUUUGGUGAUAUAUUAUACACUUCUUAAUAAAAUCAACUUACGGUGAUUAAGUGAGAUGCGAAUCUAGAAAAAAACAUUUCACUUGCGACAAAAACGACAUUUGUAUGUAUAAUUACGCAAAGCUACGGAAACUGCACUUUGAAAAUACUACUCUAAAAGUCUUAUUAUAUUAAUUAACAUUAUAAAUUAGUGAUUUCUAUACUAUCUCUUGAAUAAUGUAAAAUUAGGUCUUGUAAAUGUGUCAUCCUUCCAUUGUUUUUAAUCGUCGAUUCAAAAUUCGAGUGUACUGAAAUUUCGGUACGAGAGUGGCAGACACACGGUGCACUUUGGACCAUUUGUAUUUGAUACAAACGUUUUGAUGUUUUCUAUGUAUGCAAUUAAUAAUUUAAUUUUGUCAAUUUCAAUAAUUUGUAAAUCGUGUUCUGGUUCACUUGCCACCGUGUGUCUGCGUACUGUGACUGCCAUAUCACUUUGCAUGUUUGCAUGUCAUACGACUUAGUUACAUCAAAAUUGCAUUUGUUCAGUACCAAAUAGCACAAGCCGAGCUAGUUCUCAUCAAAUUCCUAACUUGGUUAGUUUAUAUAAGGGUUGAUAUUACUGAAAUAUUCCGUCGUCAUCGUGAUUGCGAUGUUGACAACACGUAACCUUCGUAAAUUCUCUCGUAGUAUAAGAUUAGGCUUAAAUGCUAUCAUUUAAAAUUAACUUUAAUAAAAAAUGUUUACUAACAAAUUUAAAUAUAACAUGGGGAUGUUUCGCCUGUUUCGGACAAUUAGCCUCUUUACAUCAUCUCGUUGUUGUAACAGAAUCAUUUUCUAUCUCCUGACUAAUAAUUAAAACGUUGCCAAGUCUCAAUUCACUGAUCGUAAAAGAGAUGACUUAUGUUCGAUUGAACAAUUAAAUUAUUUUCAACUUGCAUGUGUCGUAGGAUCAUAUAUGAUAAACCGAAUUUUCUUGAAAAUCUUAGAAAUUUUGAAAAAUAGCGGAUAAUUAGACAAUUGCGAUGGCAUUUCUCAAUUUUACUAAAAAAAGAUAGGAUUUUGGCGAAAACGCGAGUCGCCUCAGUAAGAUUUCGAGAAGAAUUGUUAGCUUAUUAUAAAUACCAUCUCUGAUAGGUAAAAGACUUGAUAUUUUAAAUGUCAAGCUCUCGCUCUCGUUCGCAACAAUCACAAAUAAACAUAUUUGUGAUUCUGGUUUUGUAAGCGAGUUAGCAGUUUUUUGUUAUUUAAUAACUUGGGAAACAUAAAAAGUUCGAAAACAUAUAGAGGUGUGUCUGUAAGUACAGAAUGUAAGAUAUAAUUGAAAUUUGUACAGAAUCAGAAACAGAUUUUGAGGUUAGGUUCGAUAAAGAAAUAUUAGACAUAGAACUAAGAAAGUUUUACACUAAUAGACAGGACGGAAGUACUUAACCAGAAUGGAUUAAAGAACGAAUAAAUAGUGUGAUUGACAGUAAUUACUUCAAUAGAAAGAUUAAACUAUGCGCCAUUGUCAUUUCUAACGUUUAAUAACUCUGUGAUAAUGAUACUCACAGUUAAAAGGUAAAACUAAGAACCAAUCAGAAUAACAGUUGACCAGCGAUCAAAAAACGAGCCAAUCAGAGUAAAGGAUGUUCAAUUUUACUAACUCAAUUAGCGUUUUCGUAGAAAUCCUAUCUAUUUUUAGUAAGGUUGAGAAAUGUUAUCGCUAUUGUCUAAUUAAGUGCGUUAUCAUUUGAUCAAAUCAUCCUACGACAUAUGCAAUUAUGAAAAAAUAAUCUUAAGGAUGGAAUCACCAAAAGUUCUCAUUAAACCCAUUAAUUUUAGAAGAAUAUGCUCAAAUGCAGAAGCAAGUUUAUCGUAAAACAUUCACCACCGCAAACCGGCGAAACAACCUAGUCCAGGUAGAAAUUGUUACUAGUGAUGGUUUUUAUAUAAAAAUUAUAAAGUAAUUAUUGCAGAUAAUAAAAUAAAGAUUAUUGAAAAAUGUAAAGUUUUCACUAAUCUCAACGCAGCAGUUUUUAAUUACGAACACCAUGAGAAUAUUUUUUUCUUAAGUAGGUAUUUCUUUUUGUAACAAAACAGCUUUAAAGACACUGGCUGCGUGAAGAAUAGUGAAAAACAAACGUUUAGUCUUUGAUUUUGUUCAGGGUUGCAAUUUCGAUUUCCUGUGACCUCCGAGUUGUUAAUUAAGAAUAAAUUUUGUACAUCAACGCCAUGUCGUGUAAGAGAAAUGGUGAAACGAAACUGUAACUAUAUGGACCAAUGAGUAGUGGUCCUGAUUUUAGUAGGUCUACUGACGUUUGUAUAGCUCUAUUGUAACUUACUAGCAGUGCUAUUCCUUAAGAACAAACUCAAUUUUCACAGCGGAAUUUGCCGGUGUGAUUUGAAAUUUAUUUAAAAUUCAUGUUCUAUUAUUAAAUCACACCGCGGAUUCCGAAUUGUAAAGUGAGUUUGCCCCUACAGAAUAGCACUGUAGCAGUAGUGUUUUUUUUAAAGAAUACUAAGCCACUGUAGUUAUUGGAAGAACGAAAUCUUUAGAGAAAUGUAGCCGUUCAUCUGAGGCAUUAGAAAUCGAAAUGGCAGCGUAGAUUGUUAAUAGUGAUAUUACAAAAUAAGUAAAAGUAAAAAAAAUGUUAUUGAUUUUAAAAACAAAGUAGAUAAGUUCUAGUGAUUUUCAUCAUGUUGUAACGAGUAAGAAACGGGUGGAGCUCUGACUGGAAUUAUUCGAUGGACUAUUGUGAUUUCAAAUGUUUCAGCAGUAUUAUUAUGACUUUUGUUAGGUUACGUUGCCGAAUUAACGAAAUCUUUGUGAACUUCAAUGAUUUCGAAUCUACUGCUGCAAAUAAUUGUAGUUAUCUUUAUCUGCAUUGUAAGAUAAUUUUUUGUUUCUCUCACCACAAAAGAUGAUGUUUAUUUAGAUGAGUCGUAAAAUAAAUGACUAUAAUUUUACUACCAUUUUUUUAAAUUAAAAAUGCAACCUUGUUUCAUCAAUUAGGUAAAAAAUCUACUGUAGCAUCAUCCUGCAAUAAUAGAAAAAAAUCUGUUCAGUCUGUGGUGAUAAAAAAGGUUUUUUUAAAUUCGGCAAUGCGACAAAACUUUUUUGUGUACUUAAAAAAUUUGCUGUACAUUUAUUGAAUUGUU
Molecule: messenger RNA, 7938 nt
Organism: Chilo suppressalis (striped riceborer)
Lineage: Eukaryota; Metazoa; Arthropoda; Insecta; Lepidoptera; Crambidae
Source: the annotation of a GenBank genome assembly